AUGAGUAAUAACCAAGUACCAGAAGAAGAUAAAGUUACUCGUUAUUUAUACUAUCCUAAUGAACCAAAAAAUAUUGAUUCUUUGAUUUGUGAAUGGCUCUUUUCUGAUAGUGGCAACUAUAUUUUGGCAAGAAAAACAUGA
Molecule: messenger RNA, 141 nt
Organism: Dentiscutata heterogama
Lineage: Eukaryota; Fungi; Glomeromycota; Glomeromycetes; Diversisporales; Gigasporaceae
Source: the annotation of a GenBank genome assembly